Messenger RNA from Chroicocephalus ridibundus (black-headed gull), 7249 nucleotides. It is a transcript of the gene TADA1, whose product is annotated as transcriptional adaptor 1. Gene Ontology annotation, biological process: regulation of transcription by RNA polymerase II. Lineage: Eukaryota; Metazoa; Chordata; Aves; Charadriiformes; Laridae. Gene Ontology annotation, cellular component: SAGA complex. Gene Ontology annotation, molecular function: transcription coactivator activity. The transcript has 8 exons. The record is from RefSeq and is a predicted model, not a curated record. The coding region runs from base 138 to 1145 and encodes 335 amino acids.
GGAGUGUCACGUGACGGGCGGGCCGCCGCGCUUUACGGCUGCCGUCGCGCUUUGUGGCGCUUUGCGGCGCGGGAGAGGGAAGUGGGGCGUUGAUCCGUUGCUUCGCCCCCCGCCGCUUCUCUCCGGUGGUGGCGAGGAUGGCGACGUAUGUGAGCGAGUUGGAGGCGGCCAAGAAGAGCCUGAGCGAGGCGCUGGGCGAGAACGUGAAGCAGUACUGGGCCAACUUGAAGCUCUGGUUCAAGCAAAAGAUAAGCAAGGAGGAGUUUGACCUGGAAGCACGCAGGCUUCUCACGCAAGACAAUGUCCACUCUCACAACGAUUUCCUCCUGGCUAUUCUUACCCGAUGCCAGAUCUUGGUUUCUGCACCAGAGGGUGCUGGAUCUCUGCCAUGGCCAGGUGGCUCUGCAACUAAGCCUGGAAAACCCAAAGGAAAGAAAAAGAUUUCAUCAGUUCGUCAAAAGUUUGAUCACCGGUUCCAGCCUCAGAAUCCGUUGUCUGGAGCCCAGCAGUUUGUGGCAAAGGAUCCUCAGGAGGAUGACGAUUUGAAGCUGUGUUCUCAUACCAUGAUGCUUCCUACACGUGGCCAGUUAGAAGGAAGGAUGAUUGUAACUGCGUAUGAGCAUGGGCUAGACAAUGUCACAGAGGAGGCAGUGACAGCUGUUGUUUAUGCUGUGGAGAACCACCUUAAGGAUAUUCUGACAUCUGUGAUAUCCAGGCGGAAAGCCUAUCGCCUGAGAGACGGCCAUUUCAAGUAUGCCUUCGGAAGCAAUGUUAACCCUCAGCCAUACCUGAAGAACAGUGUUGUUGCUUAUAACAAUCUAAUUGAGUGCCCUCCAAGCUCUGCGACGCCUUCUGCGGGUCAGAGUCUAGCUCCCCAGCCCCCGCCCGAUGAUGCUGAGCAGCAGGCAGCUCUACUCCUCGCGUGCUCUGGAGACACCUUACCAGCAUCCCUCCCGCCGGUGAACAUGUAUGACCUUUUUGAGGCAUUACAGGUGCACAAAGAAGUUAUUCCUGCGCACACUGUCUAUGCUCUAAACAUUGAGAGAAUUGUCAUGAAACUCUGGCAUCCAAACCACGAGGAGCUACAGCAGGAUAAAAUCCAUCGCCAGCGCCUGGUGGCAAAGGAGGGCCUUCUACUCUGCUAGAGCUAGGCAGCCGUGUCAGGCCUCAGACGGCUACAGUGCUGUUCCUUGGACUUGAUAUUCAAACACGUCUUACAAACCUGUGUCAGCAUUUCAAGGAUGACAUAAGUUAUGAGUCAAAUUUUCCUAUGGAAAUAUGACUGAUUUGCGGUACACUUUCUCUGCUUCCCGAGAGUCAUGUGCCAUGGAGUACUUGCAGCAAUCCCACUGAAUUGGAAAGGAGAAACAAGAGAUUUGUUCGCAAGGACUGUUUUUAUUAGGAAGAAUAAAUGUGAGGGUGGAAAGAAUUGGUUUUAAAUAAGGUGGAUUUGUGUUUUCUUUUGCGAGCGUGGGGAAUCUGCCUCCUUGCCCUCCCCUCUCAGGUAGUUUCCCUUCUGAGCUCAGUCUCCAGGGGUCUGUCCAACUUCUGUUGCAGUUGGUGGGAUCCUUUUCCAUUCAUUUGACUGGAAACAGGGUGGGCUUCUGUGAAGAUGUGCAAUUCUGUAAGCUGACAUCAGUCCUCUUCUACCAGGGGAACUACUAAUUAGAAACUCUGAGAAAGCCAGGCAAAAAGGGAAAGGUCCAUUCUAGCCUGCCUUUUGAACUGAUUUGUUUUGUGUUUUUUUUUUUUUAAACUGCAUCACAAAACAGGAAGGUGUGCACUGUUGUAGGACUCUCUUUUGCUAGUUACCAAAAUACACAAUAAAAUCAGGGUUGUAAGUAACAUUUUUCUAUCAGCCUAGUCCUUGACUCGCCCCCCUCUUGUAGUUGUGAUCAGAUGUCCUAGGAAUUGUUGGAUCUCUGUGCCUGUCAGUACAGCAAAUUAUUAAGUCAUCCCAGCAGGGUUUGACCAUUCCUGAGCCGAGCCAGCAACUCCCAAAUAUGUAUACCACUUCACUGUCUUUUAGUCUUGCAGACUCCUUGGAUUUGCAGCAUGAACUAUUGUCUCGUGUGACUUCAUCAUAAAAAUACACAGCCUUGUAUUCACCGUAAAAAUAUGCAGCCACUGCUCUCCACAUGGAGAGCAAAGCGGAUCACUGUGUGAAAGGGGAAAUUCCGCCUGCUGAGUUUCAGGUGCUCCGCUCUAUUCCUGAGCCAGCGGUCUGCUUCUCAGAUGGUGAAGGGAACAUGCUUAUUAUAACACAAGAAUUCUAUUACAGUGUCUUAAUUACUACAUUACCUGUGUUUAACCCCACCCGUGCAGGCACCUGCUGAAGGAUGACUUGGCUUAUUGUGCCUCCAGAUAGUGGAACUGAAACAGCUUCUGCUGGGGCAAUGUGAAAGUGUAAGCUUGUGUUUUCCCUCCAUUCCACUUGUCUGUUUGGGAAGCUUUUAGAUAGGAGAGCUGUCAUCUUUCCUGUGCGCAUUCCUUCUCUACUGUGCCCUCAGGGUGCAGUUCCCUGAUGGUUCCUCCCAGUUAUCUUUAUUUUUUAAUAACUUCCUUUCUUGACGCCCAUCACUCUUCAUGUUGGGCCAGAGUUGUAGCAAGGGGCUGUGCCCUGUCACUGUUCCCAGCUUUCCUGCAUCCCUUUGUGGGAUGUGCUGUGGAGUUUGGCAGUGCCCUUGCGGAUACCAGUGGCUCUCAUCAUGAGAAGACCAUUUCAGGAUUAUGAAGAAGCUGGAAAAGGCAACAGGAGAGAACUACAGCCGGGCCUGGCAGGAUAAGAGCGGUUGUACUUUGUAGGUUGUGUCUCUUAAGGUAUGGCAGUCUGUGGUUAAGAGGGGAGUGGGAGAGAGGUGGUGGAAGAUUUAUUUUGGCCCCUUUUGCCCAACUGCCAUUUUUUCCUGUAUGUAAGCAUACAUCGCUGUUCAGAGGGAGACUUAGCUUAAAAGUUGACCCCAGUGGCUUUUACAUGACAGAUUUUAAAAGCAACAUCGAACCUGAGUAACUGUAUGUGGUGAGAUCAAGUCACCCAGAGUAUGGAGUCCAGGGUGUGGGAGGGGGAUUUCCCAGAUAAUUGUUAUGCUUCUGGUGUAAAAUGAAAGCGUUAAGUUUGUUUGCUAGAAACUUUGGGGCAGCUCUGAGGAUUUCAGAUCUGAAGAAAGCACGCAGCCUCCAACGGCAUCACAAGUGAGUUCUGAAACAAAAUACAAAGUAUGGCACGAGAAGUGCCUCUUUCUUCUGUUUGCAUGGGCUGGGGGAAGGCUCUGCAGACAAAGCCUCAUAUUCUGAAGAGCUGAGUCAUCUAUUCCACACUGAAAAGAGUGGGUUAGCUGGGACGCCUGCUAGACAACAAAGGCUCGAAUAAGGAAAUCCCGUCAGCCCCAGUUCACAGAUCGGAAAACUGAAAGGCACAUGUUCUCAAUGCACUUUCCCACAAAGUGUGAGGGCUUGUGAGAAGUGGUGCUUCAUAGACUUCUGGGGUAAUUCAGCUGGAAGGGAUGUCUGAAGGAUGCUUUGUCCAUCCUCCUGCUUGAGAGAAGGGCUGAGUUCAAAGUUUGAGCAGGUUGUCCAUCUCCAGAGAUGGGACCGGGGAAAUGGUGGCCAUGCUGAGGAUGAAGGUUGUCCAUGCAUCUCAUGAGAAUUUCUUACGUUGUGCCUGUUGCCUUUCAGCUUUUCCUGUGUGUCUCCUUGUGGCUCCCCAUUGGGGAGCAGCAGAUAAUAGCAAGAUCUCCCUUUUGCCUUUUCUCCAGGCUGAACAAACCCAGUUCUGUCAGCUUCUCCUUAUGCAUCGUGUGUUCCAGCCCAAACCAGCUUGAUAGUCUCCACUGAACUUGCUCUGGUAUGUGACUGUCCUCGUGCUGGGGAGCCCAAACUGGACCCAUCUCUCCAGAUGGUCUCCCAAGAUGCAGGAUCCCUCCCCGCACCCUGCCGACUGCGGUCCCUUUAGCAGUUGGCCUUUGCAGCAUGGGUGCACUGCUGACUCCCGGGUUGCUUGUCCACCUACACUUCCAGGUCCUCUCCUGCAAAGCUGCUUUCUUGCCUGUUGUCUCCAGCCUGUUCCUUGCAGGGCGUUACUCCAGCCCAGUGGCAGGGCUGUGCAUUUGCCAUUGAACUUCUUGAGGUUCCUCUCAGCCUAUUUCUCCAACCUGUCUAGGUCCCUCUAAAGAGCAGCUCCCCCUUUCAGUGUGUGAACCACUCCUCCAGAUUUGGUGUCAUCUGCAGACUUGCUGCUCAUAUGCUCCAACUUAACAUCCAGAUCAGCAGCAAAGAUAUUAAAGCGUAAGCAGCCCUGGUGUUGGGUGCUGCUAGUAACCGGCGGCCAGCUGGACUCUGAAUCACAGACAGCUGCUCUUGAAGACCUGCCCUGAGAGCAGGGUGAUGGCACUGAUAUGUAUUGCUGCUAGGCUAGUGGUUUUCCCUGUGAUAUGAUACACAUUUGUCUUUGCUAUAGUAAUCAACCCUCUAAAAUUAGUAAGAUUGCUGAAUUUCAAAGCAGCCGCUCAAAGUAGCACUGAAAUUAGUUUGGCAGGGUCUACCUUCUGCCCCAAGAGCCACCAAGAACCUGCCAGGUCUAUGGCAAGCUUGAGCUUGCCCAAAACUGUUCCUGACAGAUGUUAGCUGAAAAACUUAACAAUGGAAGCUUUCAGAGUUAUCUUAGGCAACUGUUUAGUGGUCUUCACCACUGAGGGAUUUUUCCAGAGUCCUGUGCCUUUUGCUGCAGCUUCGGCCUAGAACUUGUUGUAUUUAUCCCAGUGCAUUGUAUGGAAAGGCAGAAGGGAAGGGAUGAGAUGGCAUCUGUCACGUCCUGAAUAGUGAGAACUGCAUCCUCCGUUCUUAAUCCAGUAGGAACUGUGCAACAUACUGAAAGUUGCCACUUUUAGAAUCAUAGAAUGGUAAAAGUCGGAAGGGACCUUAAAGUGUUUCUAGUUUCCACUUCUAGUUUUGCAGUGGAAAACCAUUAGCUACUACAUGAAGAGGGGGGGGAAAAGUGCUUGAGAGAACUGGGCUCGCUUCGUGGCCUGAGUUUGGGCAAAGAUGGCCAUCUGACCUCGGGAUGUGGUCAAUGCCCCUGGGAGUGUGGGAUGCAGAAAUAAAAAAAAGUCUCUUAUUUUUAUUUUUCUGACAGUUCUGGCUGCUGGGCCUGCCUUACGUCUGACCAAGCUUUUCCAGCUGGGUGCCAAGGAGGAUCCUAGAGAUUUCCUCAACGCAUCCAAAUAACCAAACUUUUGCUCCCAAGUCUGGUGACUGGGAAAGAUGAUUCUCAUUGCUGGUUCACAACAGAAACCUGGAGCAUAGCUCUGUCUUUCUCUUGUCUUAACUGCCCAUAUAUCCCCUCCCAGCCCUCCCACUCUGUCUUCUGCAGCUGAGAUGGACUUCUCUGGUUGUUGCCCCAGUUAUUCCUUCCCAGCAUAAAAAUGCCCCUGUUGCAGAAAGGUGGGAUUUGGCUUGAUGCAAAGAGUGGCCCCUCUGUUUGAGGGCCAGAAACUCUGUGCCAGCAGCGCCUAAAAAUGCAGAUUCUCAUUUCUCAAUAGAGAAAAAUUUAAAAGAGUGACUUUGUACUACUGCCUUCCUCCUACUCGACCUCUAGAAAAAUUCUGGCAAAGAGGGAAAAUGAGGAAAUAAAACUGCUUGCAUUUAAGAAGAAAGCACAUGUGCUGUAUUUGUGUCCUUAACUGUGAACGCCCAAGAGCCCCAAACUGGGGUUGCAGAAAUCCUCUGCUGUCCAGCCAAGUGAAAAUAAUACCAAGAAAGGAGACCUCCUGUGGUGCUCCUGGGGUGGAAGGAAGUGUGUGACCUAUUGCUGCAGUCCGAUGGCAUCAAAGAAGAAAGUCUCCGCAGAAGAGGGGCUGCCUCCCCAGUUCUGAGAAGGCAGCUGCAGAGAGGGGUGGUGGCAGCUGGUCCCUACCAGGAGCUCGUAGGUGAUGAUGGAUGUGUCUUGCUGGCCUGAGAUGAUGUGCAGAAGGGGUUGCAGUGGUGCUGUAGCAGUAGCAUGAUGCCAGCAAGCUCUCCUCCUAGUGAGAGGCCCAGCUUGUGCUGCUAGAGCCUUCAGGCAGCCUUCAGCAGGCUCCUAGAAGGAAAUAAUUUCUCAGAGCCAAAAAGUUUUCUUAUGGCCUUGCCUUUCUUCACCAGUAUGGUUACUGGUGUGGUCUGGUUGGCAGGAAGAGGGGAAGAGUUCAAAAGACAGGCAACGUGAGGCAAGUGCACCCUCGGUGUCCCCAGGGUCAGUACUCACCAAACCUUGAGGCAACUCUGUGUGCUCUAGGCACCGGGCUGAAGGGACCACCAUGGGCUUGGCACCCCUUGGACUUCUUUGCCCAGCAGCAGUGUGUGAAAUCAGGGCGCAAACACUGGUGUCCACCUUCCUCAAGCGUACAGAGAACGUAGUUCAUGCUGAGACCAGGGCGCUUCAGCUCCCUCCAAGGCUUUGCAUCCUCUGAGGAGUCCUAUUAAGUGUCCUGGGCUUUCCCGUGCAGCCACAGCUCUGGGUGGGCUUGUGUAGUAACGACAGAAACAUGGUGCAGAUUUCUGCUGGGUCAAGCACAGGCUGCUGGCCACCACUGAGCUGCCACUGUAAUCUUCCUCCAGCCUUGCGUUCGAUUACGGUCCAAGGGCCUGAUUAAACUAUUAGUUUCUUUUUUUUUUCUAGAUCACAGCAUUGAGAUAUAUAUCUAACUGGACAGAAAACUUGUGCAAGAAUAAUUUAUCGCCACGAAGGGCAUCCAAGUGAAGUUUUUUGUAGCACUUUUGAUUCAUUUCUUGCCAGGAAAUGAGUUUGUGUCUCCAGAUAACAUCUGGCCAAGGCAGGGGUUUAUGACUGCAGCCUCUCCUCAGUCUGAGGAUGCUCUCUCUGGUGGAGUAGUGGAGGCUCUUGUUCUGCCUGUGGGCCAUUUAAGUGAGGACAAAAAGUUCCUGCAUUGGAGCGGUACAUGGUGCUUCUGGGGCUCUGCUCAGAGCCUUGAUGUCCCUGCAUUUGUGGAAAAGAACUGGCAACUGCCACUGCAGCGAGUGUUUGUGGCCCCCUCACCAGCUCAGGGGUGUCUAGCAGAGCCAUUCCUCUGGCCCAGCCUGUGAGCAGACCCUUUGCCACACGUCUGUCCCGUACCCUCGCCCCGUGGUGCCAGCUGCUGGGGAACUGUGCCCAGGAGCAGGACUGGAUCGUAGAAUGGUUUGGGUUGGAGCAGCUUCUUCUGCUCCAUCUGGAUAUGGUGCCCAGGUAAGCCCCAGAGGAAUCAUCUCUGACGAG